AAGCCGAAUAAAAUGUGCAAACAAGCGUGGAGGAAGUAACUGUGUCGCUUGAAGGAAUUACAUCGACAUGAACGAUACUAUAAAAGCUCAGUAAACAAUCAAUAAGAAACUAAAACAUUUUAUUUUAUUUUAUGCCUAUAAGUUAGUUUAACAAAUCUUCUUCUGCUACUAGCGCUAGCUGCCGGAUAAGCGUGGUUAAUAUUAUUUCACGUCGUUAUCCAAAUUCUUUUGAUAUAGUUGAUUACAUGCCAUUGUUUUGUGUUGGCAGGGAUAAAGGAUCAUUAAUGAUCAGCUGAUGAUUUUUAUACCCAUCGGUAUCCAGAAGUUUUAUGACAUGUGUUAGCCACCCAAGCUUGACAGCAGUACACAAACGUGCCGCUGGGUGUCGCCAUUUAGUUACGGAUGGUACACAUUUGAGAAUGGAGGCCAAACACGACGUUUUCUUUAUUGAAAGUUAUAGUAGCUCAGAGGUUGAGGAAGAACCUGACUUCAGUUAUUCAAACAAACUCUUUGCAAAGCUCAGCAAGGACAGCUCUGCGUUGCCUCUGCUGGCCUUCUCCAUCACCUCUGGAAAGGCUCCCCGGGACACUGAGCAGGCCACCAAAGCUGAGGUGGAGGAACGAGAGGAGGACAGUGAUUUUUCUGUUGAGGAGUGGAUGAUCUUGGGGGGAGAAGAUGAGGCGGACUCAAACAUCCAACUCAACCUGAGUUACUGUGGAGAGGAGGACUGCAAAGAUGUGACAGAUGAGAGUGUUACAUCACAAAGUCAUACCUGGCUUGUUUCGGACAAAGACAAGUACGGCUAUGAUCAGUCUUUGUUCGGCCGAUAUUUCUUCCCUGGGCGCUCCUCCUUUUGCUACCGGUGCUUCAAGUCUGGACAUGUGGCCAAAAGGUGCUCUUUUGACAAGAAAAGUUCUACUUGUGUCCUUUGUGGGACUCAAGGCCACGUCCAGAAAAAUUGCCCGGGUCGCCCCUGUCCGGACUGCGGCCUGCCUGCUCAUGGGCUCCAUCCCUGCAGAAUACCACCGGUGUGGAACCAACACUGCAGACGCUGUGGGAUGAUAGGCCACCUUUCCUUUACCUGCCCGGAUACAUGGCGCCAGUACCACCGGACAGUCAGGUCAGGUGUUCCUCUCAGCUCGAGGCCUGUCGCUCGUCUUAGCCAGAAAAGUUGUGCCCACUGCUACAACUGCUCUAAACGUGGACACUACGGCUAUGAGUGUGCAAGGAUAAGGAUGGUCAGGGGGACCUUUCCGACGCUGCCUUAUGUUUGCCAUUAUGACUCACUUGAGGAUGUUCUUCGGCGCCAGACCAGGAUGGAGACAGGGGCUAAGGGCCAAAUACCAGAUGAGAAGAGUGAGAAGGAUUCUUUGCUCCAGGGAAGAUGUAAGAUCAAGCAAGGGGCAAGUGGCCAAGCUGGAAGGAGGAAGACGUGGCCGGAGAGGCGCAGAGAGAGGCGCCAAAUAAAGCAACUUAGGAGGAAGGCCCAAGCGAUUAGGGAAGGCGGGCUCCUGGGGAGGUCUCGCUAUGACUCUGAGGACAGAGGAGGGACAGCUGACCUAUCAAAAAAACCAAAAACCAGGCAGUCCGUGCACCCUUCUGAGAAAAAAAACAACCAGGAGCUAGUUGGUAGAAAAAAAUGGCAAAGCAAACUUAAAGAUUUACAAAGUAAGAAGAAAAAGAAGCAAAAGGACUUGCAUCCGUUUGGAGAUGAGAACUUUGGAGGUGAAAAAGUUUUCUCUCCAAAUCAGAGAGUCCGUCACAGACGGUGAUAAAUAGUUCAAAUGUAUUAUUUGUUAAUAAAGAAUUUGACCUCUUCGUAUUCACUAUAAAAAAGAUAAAUUGUU
Molecule: messenger RNA, 1847 nt
Organism: Oryzias latipes (Japanese medaka)
Lineage: Eukaryota; Metazoa; Chordata; Actinopteri; Beloniformes; Adrianichthyidae
Product: zinc finger CCHC domain-containing protein 7
Biological process (GO): TRAMP-dependent tRNA surveillance pathway; nuclear polyadenylation-dependent rRNA catabolic process; nuclear mRNA surveillance of mRNA 3'-end processing
Cellular component (GO): TRAMP complex
Molecular function (GO): zinc ion binding; RNA binding
Source: RefSeq, a predicted model, not a curated record